Molecule: messenger RNA, 2133 nt
Organism: Ostreococcus tauri
Lineage: Eukaryota; Viridiplantae; Chlorophyta; Mamiellophyceae; Mamiellales; Bathycoccaceae
Product: Metallopeptidase, catalytic domain
Exons: 1
Coding region: 1-2133 (710 amino acids)
Biological process (GO): proteolysis; peptide metabolic process
Molecular function (GO): metalloendopeptidase activity
Source: RefSeq, a predicted model, not a curated record
AUGCGGUCGAGCCGAGCGCUCGGGCGUCGCCUGCGAGCCGGCCUCGACGUCGUCUCGUCGUCGGGACGUCGAUCGGAAUCGAUCGGUGGUGGCGUCCUGGACGCGGGCUCGAGCUCGAGCGGUCGGCGCUGUGAUGCGCUCGACGCGCCUCUGGGUCGGCGCCGAGCGUCUGCUCGCGCGCGCGGGCUGUACGGACUCGAGGGGUUUCACCAAUCGAGCGAUCUCGAGCGAUUGGCGCGAGAGACGAUCUCGAGGUGCGAUGCGAAGGCGCGCGAGCUCAGAGCGCGCGCGCCGAGCGGCGCGAGCGUGCGAGCGUUGGAUGAGAUAUCAGAUGAUAUAUGUCGCGUCGUCGACGUCGCCGAGGUGUGCCGACACACGCAUCCGUCGCAAACGUACGUCGAGGGGGCCGAGCGCGCGUACGUGACUCUGCAGGAGUACGUCGCGAGCCUGAACGCAGACGUCGGGCUGUACGAGGCGCUUCGGCGGGCGAGGGAGACAGACGGGAACAAUCUGAGCGAAGAGGGCGCGCGAGUGGCGCUCACGCUUCAGGAAGACUUCGAGAGAGGUGGUAUCCACUUAGAUCUCGCGGCUCGCCGUGAUUUCGACGCUAGUUUAUCGAAAAGUUUGGAACUCGGGAUGGAGUUCCAACGCAACUUGCUUCGUCCCGAGCACUCGAGCACGGUUUCGCUGGAGGCGAGCGCGUUCAAUGGUCUGCCGAGCUCGGUUAAACGGAAAUUUAGACAAGAUAAAGAUGGUAAAGCGUGGAGGGGAAUGGUGGACUCGUCCAAUUCGUCCGCGCUGUUGCGGCACCUGAGGGAUCCCGGAGCCCGAAGAGAUGUGUACGUAGCAGCAAAUUCUGGACCUGAACCGAACAAACAUGUCCUCGCCGAGCUCUUGUCCGCUCGAACCGACGUCGCUCACUGUCUGGGAUUCAACACGUACGCGAGCUUUGCGACGGCGCCCUUGAUGGCGCGAAAGCCAGAGGCCGUUCGCGAGUUCCUCUUACAUUUUUCAGAGAGUCUUCGAGAACGCUCCGAGGAGGAGUACGGGGUGAUUCAACGGUACAAUGGUGGGAAAAGCGUCUCAGCGUGGGAUAAAACUUAUUUGAUGGCACAAGCUCGCGGAUACGAGUGCGAUAUCACUUCGUCCGCGAUUUCGGAAUACUUUCCACUCGACGGUGUCAUCACCGGCAUCGGGGCUCUUCUCGAACGCGUUUUGGGCAUGCGAAUCGAAUUAAAAGACUUGGAUCCAGGCGAAGGAUGGACUAAUGAUUUGAAAAAGCUCGUCGUGAAAUCAAAAGACGGUGAAACGCGAGGCACGGUGUACUUGGAUUUACUCCCCAGACCGGGAAAAUUUAGUCACGCAGCUCACUUCGUGAUUCAGUGCAGUCGCAUGAUUUCUCCAACAGAGCGACAGCAUCCAUCGGUCGCUCUCGUGUGUAACUUCCCUCCAAGCGGUGGAACUGGAAAAUCGUUAUUGACCCAUGGAGAGGUCGAGACGUUGCUGCACGAGUUCGGUCAUGCGAUGCACUCCGUGCUAUCCGACACUGAGUUCCAACAUCUCUCCGGAACGAGAGCUCCGAUGGACAUUGUUGAGGUUCCUAGUCAUUUAUUCGAGCACUUCGCGUGGGAUCCGAGCGCAUUGAAGCUGUUAGGAAGACACUAUCUCACUCAGGAGCCUAUAACUGACGCGAUGAUUGCCGCUCUGCGAAAGUCCAAGGACAUAUUCAGCGCGCUUGAGGCGCAGCAGCAGCUGGUGUUUGCGCUCACAGACUUAGAGCUUCACGAUCAAAGCUCUCGACUGUCGCCGAACGCGGUCGCCGACAUCGCGGCAUCGGUACAAAAUGACCACAGUCUGUUCAAACCCACUCCCGGUACGAACUGGGAGCUUAGCUUCGGACAUUUUGUCGGUUAUGGUGCCACGUAUUAUUCGUAUUUGUACGCAGAUGUCUUAGCGAACGACAUCUGGCAACGCUAUUUUGUGAGCGACAGUCUCGCUUCUGGGGCGGGAGAGACGCUUCGCGAUAAAUUAUUACGACACGGAGGGUCGAAGGAUCCAGAAAAGUUGGUGAGAGAAGUGCUGGGAAAGGAUUCUCUCGUCGAAGUAGGAGGAGGUUUUAGACCAAAGAGAUGA